AUGGAGCAGCAGGUCAUUGCGGUGCACUACCAGCGGAUGGAGGAAUGGCUGGGGGACCGAAAGGCGGUGCUGGGGAAGAAGCAUAAGAAGGAGUUUGCACGCCUCAUGGAGCUGGCGCCCAGGCUGGAGCAGUGGGUGCGAUACGACAUUCCGGCGCAGCACAAGCAGCAGAAGCGGCUUUCAAGUGCGCUGGACGACGCCCAUCGGGCCAUCGAAGAUGCCACCAAAACGCGACGGAAUCUUGAGGAGCGAGAGAAACAAUUUGUUCAGGAGUAUGGUCUCGAAGAGGCUCUGGCUGCGGUGAAAGAAGAUCUUGAGUCAGCUGUUGACGCAAUGAUAGCCGCCAGCACAAUUCGCCUCAACGAGGCGCUUAGGGAAUUUGGUAGAAGCACCCAUUUUGCGGCUCUUCGCGAGGCUUACGUUCGUGUUGUACAGAUGCAUUCAAUGGAAAUGUGCAGCGAUGACGUCUUUUUAGUACACUUUCCCUGGUUGGACAGAAUUUACCAGGAGAGGUCGUACAAUUUGGCGGCGGAGCUACAUCAUGAUGAACAGCAGCAGCAGCAGCAGGAGGAGGAAAAAAAUGAGGCAACUGUGGGGCCUAGCAAUAUUGAUUGGGGCGAUGUGGACACCACUGAGCCGCUUGACAUUGACGCGGCGAUAGAAAUGAAAUGGGAUGGAGAAGUCCUUUCCAUAGUUGCAAUGGGUGAGACGGAUGCCGCUCACGGCAUUGGUGGAAAUAGUGGCACCACGGAGGAUUGCUACAAGGAAAAAAUGACGGGGAAGGUGGAGGGAGUGGCUUACACCAGCAUCUCCAAUUCCACCUAUCGUCACAAUCUAUUGACUGAGCUGCAGGCGCUACUUUGUUUUGCCGAGGAACGAGCUUUUAUGGACGAUGAUUCACUUGCCCACGAUGGUAUGGCACUUGGCUUACUUAUUAAGCGGCUAACAACAUCAACGGAGGCAGCUUUC
Molecule: messenger RNA, 969 nt
Organism: Trypanosoma rangeli
Lineage: Eukaryota; Euglenozoa; Kinetoplastea; Trypanosomatida; Trypanosomatidae
Product: putative dynein heavy chain
Exons: 1
Biological process (GO): regulation of mitotic cell cycle; regulation of cyclin-dependent protein serine/threonine kinase activity
Cellular component (GO): endomembrane system
Source: RefSeq, a predicted model, not a curated record